UGAACGUUAUUUGUUGUGGUCAAGAGCAUUGACUUGCCAUCUUUGGUGAAUUCGAUAUCAGAAACCCCUGCUCUAUCUCCACCUACUAAGAAGGUGUCAAAGGGGCCCUGUCAUAAGAACGUGAAUCAAACAAUUUCAUAGCACCGCCUGCCAUUGCCACUGCAUAUACCAAGCCUUGUUGAUCAUAUGCAAUUGUGGGUCUUACCACAUAGGUGUAAAAUUCUCUGACUGCCGUGUAUGUUUUAAAGUAUGAACAUGAAUUGCAAAUGCCAAUCAAAAUACAAGCCAGUAUUUCUGAACAUUGAUCGACAAAAUAUGAUUACAUAUAUACUUGCAGCCUCAAUCCACAAUUUUUACAAACGGAAUCUUACAUUUAACUUUCAGGCUAAUAAACUCGAGACUAGUAACCCUAAUUACUUUGCUUCUUCAACACUGUAAAAAGGGGAGGAAAGCAGUCUCCAGUAAAACACCAAAGGGGAAGGAAACCAGUCUCCAGUACUGAAUCGACCGAUUCCUCUAUUUGUCGGUAAAACACUGAAGAAUCUCAUCUGCUGACGCCGUAUGACAGAUAUUUUAGUUGCGAUUUAAAUGUGAUUGGUUUGGCUUUUUGAAAUUAAUUUCGAAUAAAAUCUAAAAGUAUUAUUUAUAUAUAUAAAAUAUGUUGGCAUUUUUUGCUUCUUAUAACGGAAAUUGCAACUUCAAUACUAAAGGGGCAUGAGUUGACGCACUAGCACCAGAAAGAUUUGACUAGCAAUGGACCCUUACACUCCUCUACUGGAGAGAACACGGGUUCCCCAACCCUCGCUGCAGAAAUUCGCGGUAAUUUCAAUCUUCUCAAAGCUCCGAUCCGCUCCGACCCAUCUUGGCCCCGAUUCCGGACCCGGUAGAGACGCAAUUUUACAGUGCCUUCACUCCUCGUCUCCCGCCGUCGUCGACCAAUCCGUCCGAGAAUUUUGCCGGCUUGUUGCCGACUCUAUAAUAGACCUGUCUUUCGGGUUGGUGGAGCUCCAGUCAGCUCUCGAAGGAUCAGACCCGAAGUUUGUACCUCUGUUUGUUAAAGGUUUGGGAUUUGUAGUUCGGGUUGGGUUUGUGAGGUGCAAUGGCUCCUGGAAGUUUGGCUCCAUUGAGAAUCAUCCGUUUGUUAAGGUUCUAUCCAGUGGAAUUGAGGUUCAUUCCGAGCUUGUGCAGCAAGUUUUGUUAUUUAUGACACAGACUAAACAAUUGGGAAUGGUUCAAGUUUGUGAAUUCUUGAAACCCUUUUUCAAUUUUUCGAUUUUACGAAUACCCUUUUCGGAUUCUUUGUCGGCUUUGUUUGCAAGGCAGUUAGUAACAUCAGUAUCAUCAAUUUGUUGUUCAUUUCCGAGUGAUGCAAUGCCAUUAUUCAAGCUAUUAAUAGGUUGCCUUAAAUAUUUUCCUCACAGGAAUUCAGAAGGACAUAAGAGUUUCAUUUAUGUUGUGGAAUGUAUUGUGGAUGCAUAUAUAGUGGUUUUGAGACACUUGGUUGCACAGGGUUCGCUAGUUUCUGAGGCUCAAAUGUGUGGCGUGGAAUUAUUAGAAACUGUAUUUUCUCUCUGUAUGUCUCCUUUCAAGCACUCUGGUGGCAUUGAGCCCAUAGUGGAAAUAUUGAAGCAUGCAUUGGUUGCCCAACAUGAUCUUUCAUUGCAAUACAAACCUGAAAUAUCGUCGGUAAUACUUUGUCUGUUUUCUAUCCUCAUUGAAUCAGAGCUCGAGCAUGAACACCUGUGUAUAUUGAAAUUUCUAUCAUUCCUUUUAAACUGGAAGAGUGAAAAUGCUAGUGGAGCUACAUGUUAUCUGAGUGAAGAGCUUUUAUUUAUAUUUCCUAUCAUAAACCUGAUGUCAUCACCUUCUAAGUCAGUUAAAGGGGCUGCAACUGACUUGCUUGUCAUGUUAGAAAAGCCUUUAGUUAAAUUGUUGGCAGUGACAAAGAUUGAAGUGGCCACAAAAAGGGGAUAUUUCCCUAUCAGUAGACCUGAAUCUAUUGUUUUUAGGCUAUUGAGAAAACUGUGGUUUGAGGAUCACAAUUCACAGUCUGGUUCUUUCUUUCUGAGUUUUGCUUGUAUUGGGGGGUCUGGCAUCAAUCAGAUGGACAAUGAGCUGAGACCUUGGACUUCUCAACUAAAAGAAUACUUGGGAUGUAUUUUUAACUGGAAAAAAAACUCCCGAACUACUUCUGGAUCACAAGAGGCUUUUUCAUCUGAAAUGUCCUUGUUACUCUGUGCAACUGCCAGUGUUUUGGUGAUGCAUCCAUCAUUAGGGAAUUCUGCUGUAGAUGCUUUUGCUGCAAUUGGCUUAUUGGAUUCUAAAUUGGGAGUUUCAUUGUUGCUAUCCAUCUUAUUUUACUGUAAUAUAUUUACCAGAAAAGAUGUUAUGUACCAGAAUAUGUUGCCAAAGCUUUUGGGACUGCUUCCAUCACUUGCUUCACAUUCUGCAAUGAUUCCACUUGUAGUUCAAACCAUUUUGCCAAUGCUGCACAAGGAUGCAAACUUAGUGUUGUAUGCUACGGCCACUCGCUUGCUUUGUCAGACUUGGGAGAACAAUGACCGUACCUUUGGGAGUUUGCAAGGAGUAUUAAACCCGAAAGGUUUCACAGAAUUCAUGUCUGAGAGAAACAUCUGUUUAAGUAUGGCUGCUUCCGUUCGGGAUGUUUGCAGAAAACACCCUGAUAGGGGAGUGGAUCUUGUCUUGUCUGUUUCGGCUUGCAUUGAGAGCCGAGAUCCUAUAAUUCAAGCUCUUGGUUUUCAAAGCCUUGCCCAUCUUUGUGAAGCUGAUGUAAUUGAUUUUUAUACUGCUUGGGAUGUCAUUGCAAAGCAUGUGCUAGACUACUCCUUGCUGCCAAAUCUUGCCCAUAGCUUAUGCCUUCUUCUAAGAUGGGGAGCAAUGGAUGCUGAAGCAUAUCCGGAGACUUCAAGGACUGUUCUUAAAAUUUUAUGGUGUGCUGGUACCACGGUGCGCCCAGCACAUGAUGCUCAAUGGGCAAAGGCUAGAGCCUCCGCCUUUGAGGCCUUAACCCAAUAUGAUGUAUCAUUUAUUGGUAAAAAUAUUUCAGAUUUCAAGCAAAAAAGUUUGGAGCUUCUUUUUUCUGAGACAAAUCAAGAUGUACUUCAGGCUGUGGAGGGAUUUCAAGUCAAGAUUAUAACACAUGAGCAUAUCACUCGGCGAAGAUUUGUAAAAGAGAAAAAAAUACCCGGAAGUAAGAUUGAGAAAUUGCUGGAAGUUUUUCCUCAGGUUAUUUUCUCUUCAGGAAAAAGUAAUGCUGGAGAGUUACCUGGGGCAGCCCUGUUAUGCAUUGCCUUCUCGCCUAAAGAUUUGAACAAGCAAGGAGCAUCAAGAGGAUUACAGGAUGUACAUGCUGAGUAUGAGAAUGCACUGGUGGAUAUAGCACCAUCCCUUCAGCUUUCGAGAAAUAUUUUUGUUGCCCUUCUUUCAUUGCAAUCAUGGAAAUCCUUCAUUCGACGUUGGAUUAGGGCUAAUGUUCUGUCCCUUAAUGCAAAAGUGACAACCAUUGUGUUGGAUAAAACUUCUAAAGCUGCCAAUAAUAUUCUGAAGAGUAUGAUACGAAUUACUGAAGAUUCUGUCCCUAGUUCUGCUGAAAAUAUAGCACUGGCAAUUGGUGCCCUUGGUGCGGUACUGCCUCCAUCUGCCCACACUAUUAAGUCAACAGCUUCAAAGUUUUUAUUAGGUUGGUUGUUUCAGCAUGAACAUGAGCACCGCCAAUGGUCAGCUGCAAUUUCUCUUGGAUUGAUAUCAAGGUCCCUACAUGUAACUGAUCAUAAGCAGAAAUUUCAGAAUAUCAAUGGUCUUCUUGAGGUUUUGUGUGGCAGUAGAAGCAUCCUUGUCAGAGGGGCCUGUGGGGUUGGCUUGGGAUUUUCAUGCCAAGAUUUACUCACCCGGGGUGAAUUCGCUGAUGAUUCUAACUUGGACAGAGAAACCUAUAAGACGCAGGAAAUGGAAUUACUUGGAAGAAUAGUGAAAGUGUUAUCUAUGAGGAUAUGUCAACUUGCUCCCUCUUCAUCUGGUAUUCUUGAAAAUCUCUCUGAUCAUUUUCCUGUGGGCUCUUAUGAUGUUGAUAUUGAUAUAAGUUUUAAACUUCCACAUGAGAAUUUUAUUGACUUGGAGGAUGAUAUUUGGGGUGUUGCUGGACUCGUCCUUGGUUUGGCAAGCUCUAUUGGUGUAGUAUACAGGACUGGGGCAUACGAUGCAGUUCUCAAGAUAAAAGACCUAAUCAUAUCCUGGAUUCCUAAUGUGAAUUCUCUGGUUCAAGAUUCUGGUUCUUAUUAUGAAAGGUCUGAGAUAGUUUUAUCAGUAGGAUCCUGCCUGGCACUUCCUGUUGUAGUGGCGUUCUGCCGAAAAGUUGAAUUGAUGGAUGAUACAGAGCUGGACCAUCUUGUUAUUGGCUAUAGGGAACUUAUUUCUGAGUUAUUAUUAGUUAAUAAAUCUGGCAACCUCUAUAAGAGCCUUUUGUUGGCAUCAUGUGUUGGGGCAGGGAGCCUUCUUGCAUGCAUUUUGAGUGAAGGGGUGCAAUCUAUUAAAGUUGAUCAUGUAAAGUGUUUACUGCAAUUGUUCAAAAAAUGUUACUCUAGUCCUUACCCUCCUAUCAUCAAUUUGGGUGGCGUGCUUGGAGUUGUUAAUGCUUUGGGAGCAGAUGCUGGAUUUUUUGUCAAUGUUCAUCCAUCAACCUCCUCUAUUCAUGCUGGUUAUGCACAGAAGGAACAUUCUUAUAUUUUGGGUCCCAUACUUUCGAAUCCCCUUUUUGAGCAACAUGUGACGCCAUUGAUGCAAGAAAUAUUUCUGAUGGCACAAAAUUCUAAUGACCAUCAACUUCAACAGUAUGCUGCAUGGGCUAUGUCAUUUCUGCGACAUCAUAUAUGGUCCAAAGAACUAUUAAAUAUUGAUAGCAAUAUCCAGACUGAUGCAUCUGGUUCAAAAAUUGCUCCUCACAGUUUUCCUGAGGACAGCAUAGUCAUGAAACUCAGUUCGUGGCUAAAUUGUAGAAAUUUUUCUGUGACGGAUACUACUGCUCAUGUUGAAACAGUAUCAACUGUUUUGAGGUGCCUUUUGCGAGCACCCAGAUUGCCAACCUUGGACUGGGGAGUGAUCAUCAGGCGUUGCAUGAGAUAUGAGGCCAAAGUUGCCAAUUCAUUGCCUCCAGGUGCAGCUUGUAAGAGAGGAACCCUUAGGGAGGAAUGUGUACAGUUCUCAUUAGUUCAUGCAAAACAAUUUGAUCCCCUCCUGACUUUCCUUGAUGAGCUGUCUGAUAUUUCCAGGUUUGGAAAGCUUGAGCUGAACUUGCAGGCAUAUCUGCUCUUCCAUCUGGGUGACCUGAUAAAAUUAUUCUCAGAUUCAAGGCUUGAGAAACUAUUUGAUGAUAUAGCUGAUUACUUCUCUUCAUUUACUUCGUUUGAAGUAUAUAAUCCUGAUCAGAAAAGCUUUCUGCGCAUCUCUUGCUGGAAAGGUCUGUAUCAGUGUCUGGAAGAAGCUUCUCUUGAUUCUCUGGAGUACAUUCCAAACAUGGAGAAGUGCAUGGAGGUUCUUUUUACCUUGCUGCCAGCACCACAAUCUGUUUCCGUAGUUGGAGUAAAUCAGAAGGAUUUUGCACAGGAGUGGUCCAACGCAGUUAGAUGCUUAGGGACGGCUCGACGGGGAUGGUUAUUGGAUUUUCUGCAGGUUUCACAUAUGGAUCAAGCACAAGAUGAUUUCCAGUUAAGUGACGUGCUAAAAAAGAUCCAAGCAAAAGCCAAACUAGUUAGAGUUGGCUCCUUCCAGUUGACUGAGCUGGGAAAGCUAAAAGCUUACAUAUUGAACUUUGAACCACUUGGUGUCUGGCAUGUGCUUGUUGAGGUUGUUUCUGCCCUUCAACAUGCAGAUGAAAUUGUCAAAAGACAGUGGCUUGUUGAUAUUGUUGAAAUCAGCUGUGUUUCACGUUAUCCUUCUACGGCACUGCAGUUUCUUGGCCUGCUUGCUGGUAGCUGCUGCAAAUAUAUGCCUAUUCUAACUCAAGAUCACCUGACCGUGUUAAAUGAUCUACCAUUGAUUCUUUCUUCGCUUUUAUCGGAUCCCAGUUGGGAAGUUGUUGCAGAGUUGUUCGUUUCUUAUCUCUGGGUAUCAACAGAACGCAUUUAUAAUUGGGCUACAAGUUUAGCUGUCGGCAAGUCAUCACCUAGCUCACAACCCAUCCAAGAAAGCAAGAAGGAUAUGGCUGCUUUCCUGUUACAAGUGAUGCAUAGUACCUGUGUAUGUUUGAAGGAUUACUUGCCUCUAGAGAAGCAACUUAAGCUCUGCAAUAUGUUGGUCACCUGAGACAUGAACACUCUUUUUUCAAAAGAUAUAUAUUUCCAAGUUAGGCCAGCCUAAUGGAUUUUGAUUUUGAUCUUGCCACAACUAGUACAAUUUUUCCAUGUAUAUAUGUGGGAACAGAUAGUUGUUUCUUGUUUUUUCAACAAUUUUUAUAUUAGAAAGAAAAAUGUUUCAUAUAA
Messenger RNA from Mangifera indica (mango), 6494 nucleotides. RefSeq names its product protein RST1. The record is from RefSeq and is a predicted model, not a curated record. The transcript is spliced from 26 exons. Gene Ontology annotation, biological process: regulation of post-transcriptional gene silencing. The coding region runs from base 754 to 6318 and encodes 1854 amino acids. Lineage: Eukaryota; Viridiplantae; Streptophyta; Magnoliopsida; Sapindales; Anacardiaceae.